CAACGCGGCGCGGUCGCCAUUGAGGGAAGGAUUUCGUCACAGCCCGCCCGGCGCUGGAGGCUGGUCCAGCCCCAGGGGCUCAGUCACUGGCGUCAUUGGCUCAGGCGUCAGGUUCCUCAUCACCUUGUCCCACCUAGGUGCGGAUGGGCAGCUGCGGAGGCGUCAGGGGGAAGAGCCGCCUGGAGCGCCCUUUGUCUGUGGAGGCUGUUAUGCCUUCUCAGAAUGCUGUACUUCCCUGGAAAGGGAACACGGAGGAGAAGGAAACAAAUGAUGGAUCACAGAUGGUUAGGUUCCAGGAAUCACUGACAUUCCAGGAUGUGGCUGUGGACUUCACCAGAGAGGAAUGGGACCAGCUAUACCCUGCUCAGAAGAAUCUAUACCGAGAUGUGAUGCUGGAGAACUAUAGGAAUCUGGUCACACUGGGGCAUCAACUUUAUAAGCCAGAGGUGAUCACUCAGUUGGAGCAAGAGGAGCAAUGGAUGAUGGAAAGAGGCAACUCAGUGGAUACUCAUCCAGAUGGGGAGACUAGACCUGAAAUGAAAAAAUCAACUCCAAACCAGAAUAUUUCUGAUGAAAAUCAAACCCAUGACAUGAUAAUGGAGAAACUAACAGGAGACAGUUUCUGGUACUCCAUCUUUGGAAGACUCUGGGAUUUUGAUUACCAGUUAGAGUAUAACCAAGAAAACAAGCAGAAACAUUUAGGACAGGUAUCUUUUACCCACAAAAAUAUCACACAGGUGGAAAGCCUUGAAUGUAUUAGAUUUGGGGGAAACUAUAAUCUAAAUUCAAACCUUAUUAUGCAUCAAAGAAUUCCUUCAAUUAAAAUAUCCCUUAAUUCUGAUACACAAGGAAAUAGCAUCAAAAAUAAUUCAGGCUUGAUUUACUAUCAGGGAAAGUAUGUAAGAGAGAAUCCUUAUGUAUAUAAUGAGUGUGGAAAAAUCUUCAAUCAACAUAUUUUUCUUACUAAUCAUAUUCAUGCUGAAGAGAAACCCAGUGAAUGUGGGAAGGCCUUUGGCCAUAACUCAUCUCUUGCUCAACCUCAGGUAGUCCUUACAGGAGAGAAGCCCUAUAAAUGUGAUGAAUGUGGGAAAAGAUUCAGCCAGAGGAUACAUCUUAUUCAACAUCAACGAAUUCACACAGGAGAAAAACCUUUUAUAUGCAAUGAAUGUGGAAAAGCUUUUCGUCAACAUUCUUCCUUUACCCAACAUCUGAGAAUUCAUACUGGAGAGAAGCCCUAUAAGUGUAAACAAUGUGAUAAAGCCUUUAGCCGUAUUACAUCCCUUACUGAACAUCACAGGCUUCAUACUGGAGAGAAACCUUAUGAAUGUAGUUUUUGUGGGAAAACCUUUAGCCAGAGGACACAUCUUAAUCAGCAUGAGAGAACUCAUACAGGAGAGAAACCUUAUAAAUGCAAUGAAUGUGAGAAAGCCUUUAGUCAGAGUGCACACCUUAAUCAACAUAGGAAAAUCCAUAUCCGGGAGAAAUUAUGUGAGUAUAAUAAAUGUGAAAAAACCUUAAGCCACAAUCCUUCACUUACUCAACAGCAUGUAACUCAUGGCAGGGAAAUCAUAUGAAUAUAUAAAUAUAGGAAACUUUUUGAUAAGACCUUUUCAUUCCAUUCAAUAUCAAAUUAUUCAUAGCAUAGAGGAAGCUUAUCAAACUUUUAAUGCAUAGAAACCAAGCAAUUUAGAUCUUAUACUAGUAGCAUAUUAUAUUCUAGGAAAGUGUUUAAAUAGUGAAAAUAUUUUAUAAACAAGAUUAUAUUAGGAGUCACAUUCCAAAUCUGAUACAAAACUGUUUUUAAUACUGUAGGCAAUAAUCUAUAAUUAUUCAUCUAUGAGUUUUAUGGUAUAAAGUUUUUAAAUGAUACGAGCAUUGGUUAAUCAAGGCAGCGAUAUAGUGUAACCAGUCACUAAACUUGAAAUUAUCAGAAAAGAGCACUAUUUCUCAAUAUUACAGUUUUUAACCAUAGUGUUUACUUAAUAUUUUUCUUUAAAAGGACUCAGAAUUUUUAACCUUGUCCUAGGAAUUACUAUUUGUGUAAAUUACGAGUUUCAUAUGCUAAUUAUAUUUGUUCUAAUUUCCAUCAAAGUAAAUAUAUAACUUUGAAAUUAAAAAUAUCCAUUAGUGUAUCACCUAAAUCUGUACCAUUUGAGAAACAAUGUGAUAGGACAUGGCAAUAUUUUAUUACUUUUUUAGCAAUCCUUGCAUUAUUUUCAUAGGACUUUCAAACAAGUCCUAGAUUCACUUUUUAAAAAGUCUUGGAGGAGACUGAGGGUCAUACUGAUGAACUUUGACAAGUGAUGCAGAAAAGUCUACUUUUCUAUCCUGUUCUAAUUUUAAACAGAUUUUUUAAUUAAUAUUGUUAUUUCUGCUAUAUUUGCAGGUUUGAAUAGAGAAGAGGUGUUCGUUGUUUUUUUUAUAAUUACCAGAGGCUAAGAAUACCUAUGCCUCCCUGCACCACUAUGUAUAUAAUGAGUGUGGAAAAAUCCAUGUAGAUGUGCCCUACGGUACAUGGGGUAGUAAACUAUACCAGAGGGUGAGCUGGCAUCCCAUUCUUAGUGAGGCUAAGAACCAGCAAAGAGCCUUGCCAGUUUUAUAAACAAUUAAGGAAAUAUUACUAAUUGGCUUGAUAGUUCAUUUUCCUUGUUGAAAUAUAUUUAUGUAACACCUUUUCCCAAAAUGAAUUUAAGGUGGCUUAAUUUGGUUUUUAUUAUAUUGCCUUGACAGAAAUCACAUUUUUUUUUUUUUAUUUUAAUAAUUAUUUUUUAUUGAAGGGUAGUUGACACACAGUAUUACAUUACAUGAGUUUCAAGUGUACAACACAGUGGUAGAACAUUUAUAUACAUAAUUCUAGGUUCCAGCUAUCACCCUACCAGGCUGUAACAAUAUCUUGACUAUAUUCCUUAUGCUAUACAUUACAUCCCGGUUACUAAUUUAUUUUACCAUUGGAAGUCUGUCCUUUUUUUUUUUUUUUUUUUUUUUUUUUUGUGAGGGCAUCUCUCAUAUUUAUUGAUCAAAUGGUUGUUAACGACAAUAAAAUUCUGUAUAGGGGAGUCAAUGCUCAAUGCACAAUCAUUAUUCCACCCCAAGCCUAAUUUUUGUCAGUCUCCAAUCUUCUGAGGCAUAACAAACAAGUUUUUACAUGUAGAACAAAUUCUUACAUAAUGAAUAAGUUACAUAGUGAACAGUACAAGGGCAGUCA
This is a messenger RNA of Manis pentadactyla (Chinese pangolin), 3205 nucleotides long. RefSeq names its product zinc finger protein 713 (gene ZNF713). Gene Ontology annotation, biological process: negative regulation of transcription by RNA polymerase II. The transcript has 5 exons. The coding region runs from base 144 to 1574 and encodes 476 amino acids. Lineage: Eukaryota; Metazoa; Chordata; Mammalia; Pholidota; Manidae. Gene Ontology annotation, molecular function: RNA polymerase II cis-regulatory region sequence-specific DNA binding; DNA-binding transcription repressor activity, RNA polymerase II-specific. The record is from RefSeq and is a predicted model, not a curated record.